AUGUUCGCCUCGCGCGCGCGCUCGAUCGCGCGCGCGUUCACCCGCGCGCGCGCGCUCAUCGCGCUCGCGUGCGUCGCGCGCGUCGCGCUCGCGCGCGCCGACGAAACGGCGCAAGAUGUCGACGCGCACGCGACGUGGCUCCGACGCGAAUUGCCGCGGUAUCGCGCGCGCGCGGCGUCGUGCGUCGCGUGCCAGCGCGUGCUCGCGCACUUUGACGAACACCUCGUGCUCGCGCUUCAAGACAUCACGAACGCGGAGCGACGGAAGGCGACGAGCGCGACGGGGGAAAGGCGAUUCGACGCGGCGCGGUACGGCGCGUACGAGAGCGUCAUCGAAGAGGCGGUGCCGCGAGCGUGCGCGACGACGAGCGUGGCGUUGAAUCGAACGCUGCGCGUCGCGUGCGAGAGGAUGAUCGAAAGAAGCGAGGAUGAGGUGGUGAAGUUGUAUUACGAGGUCGGGAAGGCUAUGGAAAGAGGAGAGAAGGAAGCGGAUUUGGGGGAGGCGCUGUGCGGGGCGAACGGCGCGAUGGGCGGCGCGUGCGAGGACGCGGAGACGGCGGCGUGGACGGUGUCGGAGUUGGAGGCGCUGGAGACGGCGGCGAUGAAGGUUUCGAGGGAAGACUUGAAUCCGUGGGACACCGCGCCGGGACACGAGGGCGAGUUCCUGAGCGAGCCCGAGUACGCGGCGCCGAAGAAGGGGGAGGUGGCCAGAAUCGUUGCGUCGGAUUUUUAUAAGCGCAUCAUUUUGGAGAGAGACAUCGACGCGGUGGUGUACUUUUCGUAUCCGACGAAGGCCAAGGAGUUUCACGAGGCGUAUGAGCAGACGCACGCGCUUCUCGCCGAAGUCCUGGAGGAUGCGAAAGAUUUGAUCAUCGCCCAAAUAGACGUCGAGAAGAACGACGUGCCACCUCCGUACGCCGACAUGGCGACGACGCCGUGCGUGCUGUUGUACCGGGCGAAAAAGAAGGAGAACCCGAGAUGGGUCCCCUUGCGCACGGAGGCGGGAGAGUACAUCACGGGCGAGUCUGCGCCCACACUCGCAGACGUGUUGACCAUGGUGAGCAAGAACGCAAAAACAAAGAAGACAAAACGCGAAGCCGACAAAGCCUUGGUCGAGGCCUCGGCGGAGGAAUUGCACUCGAAUCGCGCGAAGGAUGAUGAACUGUAG
Messenger RNA from Ostreococcus lucimarinus CCE9901, 1167 nucleotides. RefSeq lists its product with no specific name. The record is from RefSeq and is a predicted model, not a curated record. Lineage: Eukaryota; Viridiplantae; Chlorophyta; Mamiellophyceae; Mamiellales; Bathycoccaceae. The transcript has a single exon. The coding region runs from base 1 to 1167 and encodes 388 amino acids.